GAGGGUGAGCUCACCGCACGGCAGGGAAAGCGGGUAACUGGUUGCUCCAUCGCCACAGACCGUCAGUGCAAGCUCACAAGUGACACACUCAAAAGGCCAGGAGGAGUGGAGAGGAAGAUUUAGAAGACAAGAUUAGGAGAACCAUCCAGAAGGACUUGUGUCUGGUUUUGUGCUUUUCGUGGGCUGUUGUAAUAAGACUCUAUGGGCUAGCAGAGGGAUCUGGCCAUGCCUGUUGCCAUACGUAAGAAAAGCUGGGAGGACCAUGUGACCCUUCGUUCAGGACUUCAGUACAGUUAUGAUGACCUAGACUUGGUCUGCUGCCAUGCCAAUUAUGGGGACAAAGAGACACCUUUUGGGCAGCGUGGUAGGGUCAGGUGUGUCUCAAUGCCUGAGUGUGGUCAUCACCAGCCUUGGAUGUUAACCUGCCCCAAGGAUGAUGUUGGAGAGGGUACAAGAAGGAUUAAGACAAUAGUACAUAAUUUUAAGGAUGGAAAUCCCCAUAACAAUGAAGGCGAAAAGGACCGACCAUUGAUGCCUGAGAGAAACACUGGAGAUGGUCUAAAUGAGGCAGCAAGGCACAAGAGUGGCCAAGAUGGCAAGCUAUCUUUAGAUAGUGUGGCAGAUCAUGAUGAAUUGCAACAUUCCGCUUUGGGAAAUUUGCAAACUCACCAUGAAGAUCAUGAUAAUAUGGAUCUAAACAAGAAUAAUAUGUCUGCUUCCCCAAAACUGUCACUUUUUAUGCUUCCUAACACAGUAUUGGCUCAAAUAGAGGAAAUGGGGGAUUUAUCAAAUGAGUUGAAGACUAAGGACAAUAUAUCUUUAAAUAACUAUGUUAAAGACUCUUCUGAACUAACUUACAAAAGUGGAACUUCUGUAGAAUUACUUGAAAACACUGAAACAAUGGUGAAGGUCACUGAGGGUAGUCAGAAGUUAUUACAAGAACACAUGAGUGUCACAAGCCCGAUCAUAGACAUAACGAAUCAACCUCCAACCACUGAUUCACAACAUAAAACUGCUGACCCACACAAUAUUGUGCAAGGGAAAUGUGAAACUUCUGAACAGAAUAGUUUAAUAAGUAGCAAAGUUGAAUGCACAUACAAAGAUGAAACUAUGGUCCAGAACUGUACAAAUGUGGGUUUACCAUCAACUACUCAAGGUACUGAUACUAACAUUCCAGAACCAACCUUGGAGCUUCAUGAUAUCACACAGGGUCUAAAACACAAUGGAAACCAAGAGGCUAAUGGCCAUUUUGAGAGUUUUGAUCAUGAAAUGUUAAAGGAUGGAAGCCUUGGUCAACCUGUUGGUGAAACUUCUCUUUUGGAAACACAUGAAAAAACUGGCACCGUGGAAACAUGGCAUAAUUACUCCUCAAAACUCCAAACCAUCCAUGAGGGAUCCUUACCUGAGUCGGGAGAUAAUACUUCUGCUAAGAUCACAGCAGAAAUGCCAGAACAUACAAUAUCUACAGAGUUAAGAAACCCAAGGUUUGGUGAGAAUCUGACAACCCAUUCUGAGGAUUCUGAGGAUCAAAGCUCAAGAAGAAUGGAACAUGGGUCCAAACCCGUAGAACACCUAUCGACCAAUGAAACAUCUUCAACAAAUCAUGGAAUCAGGGCAGAGCCAGGCUCAACUAGAGGAUGCUCUCAACCUGAGGGACUCUACAAGGAACAUCAAACAAAUCAAAAUACAAAUACAUCCAAAGACCCUGAAAUUGUCCUAAAAGCUGAGGGUUCCCUCGUCAAACUUCGUAGAAGGAAGAGCUCACGAGAGGAGAGAGAAAAAGAGAGGUCACGUUUGGACUCAAUGGUUCUGUUAAUAAUGAAGCUGGAUCAGUUGGACCAGGAGAUUGAGAACGCUCUAAGCUCCACCCCCUCCCUCAAUGGCACUCCCAACCUAAAAAGGCGCAUCAUUUUUGAUAUGGGUUUGGAAAUGAUGGAUUCAGCAGAAAGUCUUUCAGCCUCCUCCCUGUCCUUAAACAUCCCUCUUUAUCGCUCCUCAUCAUCACUGUCUUCAUCAGGACCCUCAGGAACCUCUGGGGCUAGACCAAAAAAUGAGGCCUCUGCAGUACUUUCUGAGAAUAACAGAGCAGAGAUUGAGGCAAAGGAGGCGUGUACAUGGCUGAGGGCUGCAGGAUUUCCACAGUACGCCCAACUCUAUGAAGAUGGUCAGUUCCCGAUUGAGAUUUCCUCAGUUACCAGAGAUCAUGACUUCCUGGAUCAGGAUGCCAUUGAGGCAUUGUGCAGAAGACUGAACACCCUAAACAAGUGCGCUCUUAUGAGAUUAGUGAUCACUCCUCAAAGAAAAAGAAGUGAGGACUCUGAUGAGGAUGAGCCAUGUGCUAUAAGUGGCCGUUGGACUUUCCAGCGGGACAGCAAGCGUUGGUCUCGCCUGGACCAACUGGACAUGGAUGUGUUCUCUCCCCCAGCUGGAGAUACUGGCUCCUUCCCUCUUUUUCGUCCCCAAGAUGACUGUUUUACCAGAGGCCCCCUUCUAAAAGAGGGAGUUAAUGCCAGUGCUGAGAGUGUCUUAACAGAUCUUAGUGAGCAACCAGAGGUGGCCUCUUUGCACAGCGCUGGUAGUGGAGGUCGAAGCAUAUCCCUGAGUACUACUGUACCAUCCAGUCCUGCUACAACCAUCCCCAAUGCUAACACAGCCACCACAACCAGGGCAAGCUCAGUUGCUAGCAUUUGUUCCUCUGGAACUUCAGGCGCCAAUGAAGACUCCAUGUCUGAUGGGCUUCCAUCACCACUAGAACGUGGUACCUUUGCGUUCGAUGUAACACCCAGCUUGAUAAGUAGUGGCGCUGAAAAAAGCACACGUUCGAGAGCAAAGAGCUUCUUGAAGCGCAUGGAAAGCUUGCGGCUACGCACCAGCAGCAAUGCAGCCUCAAAGCGCAAGAAGAAGGGUGCAGCCGGGCAAGGCAGACUGGAGAUCAGCGGGCCAGUGCUGAAGGAGGGUCUUGAUGAAGACAAACUUCGGCGCCUUAACUGUGUGGACAUCACAACUCUGGAUUGCAAUGUGAACCGAAACCGAAGCAUCUCCUAUUCAACACAGACAAGCAGUGGGAGUGCAGGGAGUAGCCAAUCAGAGGCCAGCAGUGGGAGUGCUGUAAGUACGCCCAGUCCGGUCUCAAGAGCACGUAGUCACAGCACGGCAGCUGGAUCCACCAAGAGGGGUGGGAUGUACCUGGAAGGCUUUGACCCAUUUAAUUUUGUUGUUCUGCAACCUUCAGAAGACCAGGAAGAAAAGCAGAACCACCAGAACCAGAAUAAGACAAUGGAGCCCAGUACAACUGCUGAGAAUAACCGACGGAACCGUCAGAGGUCAGAUACUAGACAAAUGGAUGAAGAGGAGAAUAGGGAAGAUGAAGGAGGUGUAAUUUUCUUCUAUUUGCCAGAAGGCCACAAGCCUGGCACUUUUCCGAAAGCACUUGCAGAUGGGGGAUCCUACCGUAGUGCUGAUAACAUAAGUCGGCGCCCACCCCGGAUAGGCUCUGCUGCCUCACUAAACAGUCGAAUGAGUAUCUAUGACAAUGUUCCUUUCUCAGAAAUAGGAGAUGAAGAGGAUGAAGCAGAAGGAGAGGACGAGCCAAAACUGGAGGAUGUGUUAGAGCGAAUAAGUGGCCUGCAGCAACUGGUCAAUGCCUGGUCAGAAACAGGAACUGGGGAAGAGGAAGAAGAUGAAGAGGAAGGGGAUUCAGAUUCAGCCCUUGAUUCUGCAUCUCCCUGUCCAUCAUCCCCACUGCAGAAUCGCUUAGAAGAAACAGAGAAUGGCAGUGAUCAGGACAGCACUGGAAACCCGCUAAUAGAAAGGGACGAAACACUCAGUGGACGCGAGAGAAGCGACUCUGGUGUGGGAGCAUCACUUACACAAGCCAACAGACCUCAAAAGCUGCGCUGGCCAAGCUUUCAGCGUUCCCACAGGCCAAGUCUGUCGUCAAAAGUGUUACAAGUUGGAUGUCAGUCAGUUCUGCAGAUGAACCUCCUUCAGAAGUACAGCCUGCUCAAACUUACUGCUCUACUGGAGAGAUACACACCCACCAACAAACACGGCUUCAGCUGGGUUGUUCCCAAGUUCAUGAAGCGGAUCAAGGUACGAGACUAUAAGGACAGGAGCGUGUUUGGAGUUCCACUGCAGGUCAUAGUUCAGAGGAGUGGGCAGCCUCUGCCUCAGAGUAUACAGCAAGCCAUGCGUUACCUGCGGAGCCAAUGCCUCGACCAGGUUGGGCUCUUCAGGAAAUCUGGAGUGAAAUCACGCAUCCAAGCCCUUCGCCAAAUGAAUGAAUCAUGCGGUGCUGGUGGGGGCGGAGUUAACUACGAGGUCCAAUCAGCUUAUGACGUGGCUGACAUGCUAAAGCAGUAUUUCCGAGAUCUUCCAGAGCCUCUGCUUACCAGCAAGCUGUCUGAUACCUUUCUGCAGAUAUAUCAAUAUGUUCCCAAAGAGCAGCGUCUGCAGGCGGUGAGGGCUGCUAUUUUGCUGUUACCCGACGAGAACCGUGAGGCCCUGCAGACUCUGCUGUGCUUCCUGAGCGAUGUUACGGCCAGCGUGGAUGAGAAUCAGAUGACCUGUACCAACCUGGCUGUGUGUCUGGCUCCAUCUCUCUUCCACCUCAACACAGUGCGGAGAGAGAGCUCCUCACCCAGGGUUAUGAAUAGAAAGAACACCCUGGGGAAACCAGACCAAAGGGACUUAAACGAGAACCUGGCGGCCACACAUGGCUUGGCGCACAUGAUACAGGAGUGCCGAAAACUCUUCCUGAUUCCGGAGGAGAUGUCAAGCUAUAGAAACUCUUACAUGGAGCAGGGCUUGAGUCCAAUGCGGAUAGAAGGGUUGACGAAAGACUGUGGUUCUCGUAGCUACCAGAAUCUGCUCAAAGACAGUCUAGAUGCCCUGCUGAAAGAAGCCAAGGACAAGUUCAAGGGUUACGACAGCUGCUCAACUCCUGAAAAUGCUGAACUUGCAUAUAAGAAGGUUCAGGACGGAUCAUCUCUACGGCAGUGGAAAGUGUGUGUAGAGGUGCCUGCGUCGGCAGAGGAAGUCUUGCAGCGUAUCCUUCGAGAGCAGGAACGCUGGGAUGAGGACUUGAUAGAUUGCAGGGUUGUGGAGACACUGGAUCAUAAUGUGGAAGUCUAUCAGUACGUCAGGAACUCAAUGGCGCCCCAUCCACCCAGAGACCAUGUAGUGCUCAGAUCGUGGGUAACGGACUUGCCUAAAGGAGUGUGUGCUUUGGUGUGCAUGUCGGUGGAUCAUGAGAGUGCAGCAGUGUUGGGCGUUCGUGCUAAUGUUCUGACCUCUCGCUAUUACAUUGAACCUUGUGGACCUAACAAGAGUCGACUCACGCACAGCUCAAGAAUAGAUUGCAGGGGUCGUUGCCCUGAAUGGUACAAUAAGCUGUAUGGACACUUGUGUGCUUCUGAGGUGGUGCGGAUACGAGACUCCUUUACCUGCCUGGACAAAUAAACAUGCACAUACCUAGAGUGUGCUUUGACCGUUAAUUUUUCCUCACAACAAACUUUUAUGCUUAAGAGGAAGAUUUUAAACUCCCUCAACAACAUACGGUCUGAGCCCUUUAAAUGAUAUGGACAGAAAGUGACUGUACCUAAACCUACAAGCUACAAAAGUCAAAGGUCUUGCCAUUUUGAUUGUCAUGGCAAUACAUCAAAUGACAAGCCUGAAAGACUAGAAAUGGCGUGCCUGCUGCUAUGACAUCAUCAUUGACAUUGCAAUGUUUGACCUUGUUACUGAUUAUGUCGUAGUGUGACAACAUGACACCAGAGGUGCUAUUGCUUCUGAGAAGCUUAUAUAUAUGUGUAUUUGUGAAUGACUAUGUGAAAGUGAGCAUGUGUUUGAUAUUAUAAGUUACAUGUAGUAGGUAUGACACGUUUUGUGCGCACAGUAUGUAUGAUUUGUGACGUAUGCAUGAAUUAUUGACAAAUGAGACAUAUUCCAUGCACUGGCAACCUGCUGCAAUAUAGUGUUAACUAUUCUGUUUGUGUGUGUAUGUGUGUGUGUGUCACUGUUACACAGUUAUAUAAGUGUCUGCAAAGCUGUGUACAGUGCUUUUGUUAUGUUUGUUAUGUCUGAGUGAAUGGGCAGAUGGAUGGAUGGACAAACAGAUGUUUGUCUACACUGAGAACAGAUGGUGGUGGCUGGAUCACCUAUGAAAAGAAGGACAGGAAGUGUUUGAUAGAGGAAAAGACUAGUGCAUGUAGACAACAGCACCUAAACCAAAGCAGAGACCAAUACAACGAUGGACCAAUUCUUCAAUAUUUAGAGUAAAAUAGAGGAGUCAGCUCCAAGACUCCAAAACAUUAUGUAAAUAUGAUUUACUCACAGAGGCCUGUGAUUGGAUGAAAUGUCGACUAAUCAAAGUAUUUAGAACUUAAGGACUAGUCAAGGAGCUCAACCAUUUUUAUAUAUCAAUCUGUGAAAGGUGUGAGUUAUGAAAAACUCAAAGGACAGGAAAAGAAUUCAGGAGCGUUUUGUUUAGGUUGGAUAUAACAUGUUUGACUUUAAGAAAUAGAAGUGAAAAAAGGCUACCAGGGGCAGCAAUUUUGUCUGAUCAGAAGAUGGUUGAGAAUGUAUGAGUAAUGAGUUUGUGUUUGUAUGUCAGUGUUAACCAGAAAUGAAGUAAAAGUCUAAAAUAAUAACAAAGUUUGCAUAUACACUCAUAACUACACACAGGGUUAUAGCCACACAGCAGAACAGAGUAGGAAUGCUGUGAUCAUCAAACAGAUUUCCUUGACUUACAAAUGAGGAACAAUUUGUCAAAUAAAAGUCAGCAAUAUCUGCAGUAUCACACUGCCAAGUUCUCAAAGUGGCUGGAUAGAAGCUAGCGUAGAAGAAAGAGAUAGACAUGUUUUAUUUGAGCCCAGCACUCCUAUUAUGACAUGCUGUUUGACUGGGCCCUGGGUUUGAUGUCCAUACUAGAUUUACUACUACUUACCGUGCCUGUACACAGCGGUGUAUCAUAAACGUGUGUAAGUUAAGUGUAUGCUGCCAAAUGGAGAAUAACGCAUGACAAUGACAGUUAAUUUAAAAUUCCCUGUAUUUAUAUCACUCAUAUCGUGUUUUGUAUGUAUCUUAUUUUAUUGUAAAUGUUACACUCUAAGUUACAGAACUGAGAAAGCUGUUUAUCUUUUUUAUUAAUGCUAUAUCUGUACAGAUUAAUCAUGGUCAAAAUGCACUAUUAAAUGUAUUAAAAAAUA
Molecule: messenger RNA, 7208 nt
Organism: Myxocyprinus asiaticus (Chinese sucker)
Lineage: Eukaryota; Metazoa; Chordata; Actinopteri; Cypriniformes; Catostomidae
Product: rho GTPase-activating protein 7-like
Exons: 18
Coding region: 226-5460 (1744 amino acids)
Biological process (GO): actin cytoskeleton organization; signal transduction; regulation of Rho protein signal transduction
Cellular component (GO): membrane raft; focal adhesion
Molecular function (GO): protein binding; lipid binding; GTPase activator activity
Source: RefSeq, a predicted model, not a curated record